Messenger RNA from Triticum aestivum (bread wheat), 991 nucleotides. RefSeq names its product proteasome subunit beta type-3. Gene Ontology annotation, biological process: proteasome-mediated ubiquitin-dependent protein catabolic process. The transcript is spliced from 7 exons. Gene Ontology annotation, cellular component: proteasome core complex, beta-subunit complex; proteasome core complex; cytoplasm. The coding region runs from base 187 to 801 and encodes 204 amino acids. Lineage: Eukaryota; Viridiplantae; Streptophyta; Magnoliopsida; Poales; Poaceae. The record is from RefSeq and is a predicted model, not a curated record.
AGCGGGGCUCCGGUCCGGCGGCACCGAACCGACCGGCUCUUCUUCAUCUUGCUCCGCAAGAAGCCCACCCCGGCCGCAUAAGCCCACUCCCCCCGACCAGCAGCGGCGGCGACCCCCUCCCCUCCUCCUUCCCCAAAUCGAACCCGGCGCCCCCCGUCCCCGGCGACCCCGCGACUCCGGCCGGCCAUGUCGAUCUUCGAGUACAACGGCUCCGCGGUGGUGGCGAUGGUGGGGAAGAACUGCUUCGCCAUCGCCAGCGACCGCCGCCUCGGCGUGCAGCUGCAGACCGUCGCCACCGACUUCCAGCGGGUCUUCAAGAUCCACGGCAAGCUCUACAUCGGCCUCUCCGGCCUCGCCUCCGACGCCCAGACGCUGUACCAGCGGCUCGUGUUCAAGCACAAGCUGUACCAGCUGCGGGAGGAGCGCGACAUGAAGCCCGAGACCUUCGCCAGCCUCGUCUCCUCCAUGCUCUACGAGAAGAGAUUUGGGCCGUACUUCUGCCAGCCAAUUAUUGCUGGACUUGGACAGGACGACGAGCCAUUUAUUUGUACCAUGGACUGCAUUGGUGCAAAGGAACUUGCUAAGGAUUUUGUUGUCUCAGGGACAGCAUCAGAGUCCCUAUAUGGUGCUUGUGAAUCCAUGUACAAACCCAACAUGGAACCCGAGGAACUCUUCGAGACCAUAUCACAAGCCCUGUUGUCUUCAGUUGAUCGCGAUUGCCUCAGUGGGUGGGGAGGCUAUGUUCUAAUUGUGACACCGACCGAAGUUCAAGAGCGGGUGCUCAAGGGCAGGAUGGACUAGAUUAUGCAUGGCCUAGAAUUCGUCAGCCGCUUUCCGAUGCUUCUACGCAUGCUGUUUCAGCAUCCCUGUUGUGCCCUGGUUCCAGAGUAACCUUGUACUGUCAAACUGAUGGUGUUAUAUUUGCCCGUAGAAAAGAACAUUUGUUGUCUUCUUAUUUCUGCUUUCUAUCAAUGGUGAGACAUCUCUGUCA